Aureobasidium subglaciale EXF-2481 is the source of this 920-nucleotide messenger RNA. RefSeq lists its product as uncharacterized. The record is from RefSeq and is a predicted model, not a curated record. The transcript has a single exon. NCBI's taxonomy places the organism in Eukaryota, Fungi, Ascomycota, Dothideomycetes, Dothideales, Saccotheciaceae. Bases 309 to 755 code for a protein of 148 amino acids.
GCUAGAUCUUGGAGAACGCCACAGGUCAGAAGGGGUGAGCUGACGAAAAUAAACUUCAGUGUCAACUAUGAGAAGGGUGAGAUGCGACUCAUCAAGCAUGAAAUCCGUCGAAGAGGCAGCAAGAUUGUUAGGAUAAGCCAGGCCGAUGUUCUUGUCAUUGACCGCUAUCAUCUCAGUAACACCAGAUGGAUAUGCCUCUUCAUGUGACGAGCACGAGAUUCAUCGCGCGAUCAUGCACUCUACCAAAAGGGCUAAGCCGGCAAAAGUAAAGAAUGGUGACUUGAUUCAAGUGAAAAUGGUGUUCAGAGAUGGGAACCGCGCAGCCGCUGUCAAACGCUGUCAAUGGCAAGCCUGGCGUAACACGAACCCUACGAGUCCCUGCAGCCAUUAGUUUCGGACAGUUGACAGAUGUUAUCAACACUGCUUUUGGAUGGCAGGGAGACAAGGAGUGGGACUACCUCAUUGCCACCAAUGCAGGCAAAUGGUCAAAUGUUGAGCCUCCACCAUGGCAAUUUAUCGCCAGGGUCAGGAAAAUUAUUACACCAAACAUCGCAGACCGCAGCGUGCUAGAUGAACCAGAGGCACUAAUAAGGGCAAGGGAAAUCAGAAUCUUUGAUGUCUGGGUUCGUCACCAACCGCGGCAGUGCCAAAAUUUACAAGUCUGCUGCAACUACCACUCUGGCAUCGAGUGGGUCCAUCAGAUCUCUUUCCUCGGCGAGGCCAAUGACAGACUCUUCGAAGCGUCAAGGACAUAAGAAGACCGGAAGUAUUGGUGCAUCAGCGGCGAAGGACAUGCACAUCCCGAAGACCAUCCUGGUAAACUCGAUAAGUGGAGAGGUAAGACUAACUUGUGGGCUUGGGAUAUGAACAAGAUCAAUAGAGAACUUGCCGUCUUGGAGGGGAACACUUUGCAUAUGUAG